AUGAAGUCCGUUAAUGCCUCGGCAGAGGAAGUCAGCACCAAAACAACGGAGGGAUGCGUCAGUAUGUGCGGUAUGUGUCCGACCUGCGUCUUUGCCUCCAAACCUCCGGGUUCCAGUCGGUGUCUGUGGAAGGUGUCGGAUGAGUUCAAGAGGAGGUUCGUGCUGACGCUCCUUUUACGCUGCAGGAGCGUCCAAGUCCUCGAGAGCAUCCAAGGUGUGCUGCGUGGCGCGACGUUGUGGACUCUCCACACCUACGCUAGGUCAAGAAGCCCCAUCACACCUCAGGAACACCCCUUCCGCUCUUCCCACCAAGGUCACGAUGGAAAACCCCUGGGAGUGAACGUGAAGGAAAUCUGGAAGUGGUUCAGCAGCAGUCCGGACUGGGUCAAGUCAAGCUACGUUUGCCGUAUUUUUUCACUGUGUGACUCCGAACUUUUACGGAUGGUCGCCAACUUAACCAACGUGCUCCUGGUCAGACAAAAAAGUGGAUUCCUGGAGUUUAAUGUAAGUAACCACAAUAACAAUCAUGACAAUCAGGAGGAGGCUGAGGACCCUGCUCUAAUGGUAGUGCCGGGAUCCUCCAAGUCUGUGUCUGGGGUCAGCCGACACAGAGACUUCAUAAGCUGCCUACCUGUUGAUCUCUCCAAGAGGAUAUUAGGAAUGUUAGAUGAGUAUACUUUGAUUCGUUGCACGGCAGUUUGUCAGUACUGGGAGCUCCUUGCGAAGGAAACCUCGGAGGAAAUGAAAUUCAGAAGAAAUUUUCAGGGCCAAAUUUUUUCCAUGAUAGAGGGGUUCAGCAGUGUUAAUUUAGUGAGUCCUACUUAUGCCAACAUUGUUGAAAUCCCUGUACCAGUAAAGGAUGACAAGGAAGAAGAUAUUUAUUCUACUGUCCACAAGCUCAAGCCAUUUAAAUCCGCUUAUGCAAACAUCAGAACCACAGCAGUGCAAAUGGAAGAGCGAAAUGUUUACUGCGGUGCAUAUUUUACCAAAGUGCUUCUGGACAACGAAGAUCCUUAUCGGGUGUUGGACUAUAGAGGAGGACUGCUGCUGGCCACUGGCUCAAAGGACCGUUUGGUGCGUCUGUUUUAUGUGUCAUCAGAAACAGAAGACGUGUCGGUGCUGAAAGGACACGUUGGAAGCAUUCGGGCCGUGCUGCUCUGUGAGGACAGAGAUCUGCUGAUAACCGCGAGCUUUGACGCGAGUAUCAGGUGUUGGAAUUUGAAGACAGACCGGUGUGACAUGGCGCUGUACGGUCACACUGGCACCGUCAACUGUCUGGAUGCUGAUGCUGAUAAACUUGUCUCAGGAGCUAAAGACUGUGCAGUUAAAGUGUGGUGUCUGCAGACCGGGAAGCCUUUUAAUGGUUUUAAUUUCAAGCACCCCAGUCCUGUCCUGUGUGUAAAGGUCAGCAAAACUACCAUCUACAGCAGCUGUACACGGGGCCUUGUCAAAAUAUGGGACAUGGAGAAUGCAGCACUGCUCCGGACGAUUGAUGCCCACAGGAGCGCAGUGAAGUGCCUGUUCCUUGACGACUGGCACCUUCUAUCUGGGGACUGCGCUGGCAAGGUCAUGGUGUGGAGCAUCAACCAUAAUGUUGAGAAGUGUCUUAUAACCUUCAGCCACCAAAAGGAGGUAAAAUCUCUUACGCUGGUCUACCUUCGUGUUAUUACUGGCUGUGUGGAUGGAAAGAUUCGCAUAUUUAAUUUCCUCACUGGUGAUUGUUUGAGAGAGAUCACAGCAGAGACCGGAACAGGUCGUCUCCUGUCCCUGCACUUCCUUGACCAAAGUAUAUUAGUGAACACGAUAUACAGCGUGAAGCUUUUCCAGUUUGCCAAAGUGUUCUGGGAUUAUGCCAGUUCCUCACGGGCAGACCACUGUGAUGUGAUGCCACAGGAUAGUUUGGUUUCUGAGAAAUCUGCAGCUUCUCUCAGAAAGUUUCCUCUUUCCACUCCUGGGGGAGAUCACGUGGCACAGUUGCCUUCAACCACCCAAAAGAUUCACAGCUAUAACUGUAUGAAGCCAGAGAGAGCCAGAGUGUGCGGCGAGAUUGCUAAACAGUCAGUGAAGCUUAGCGAGAAUGCGGCAACUGAACGGAUAAAGAAGAGAGGCCUUCAUCAUCCUCUGACACAGGACUGCAUCCACCUCCGGGUUAACACUAUCCUGAGGUCUCAGUGCACGGAAGAAGUCAGCAUCAACAUGGAGAGCAACGCUAGACUGAGAGAUUUGUGGGGUCCUCACACAGCUAAGGCUUCUCUGCACUCAUCUCCAAAACGGAGCGUGCACAUGUGUUCACUGCAGGAAACGCAUGAUGGUCAUCCCAGCAGGGCCAAGACCUGUGUCCCAGUUGUGAAACGAACUGUCACUGAACAUAUGACAAACAAACCACAAGGCAGAGAGGUUUCCACUGCCCCUGGGAACACAAGAAGAACCUUAUAGUCUUUACACACUCAGGCCAAUCAAAAUGUGGCCAUAGACUUAUCAAUACAUCUUCAUAAGAUCACAAAUAAAUCCAAAAUGUUACAUAAAAACUAGUCCCAGUUUAUCCAGGAUUAACUCUUUGAGUGGAAAGGAUUCAGCCUGCUCAGUGACACUGGUGGAAGCAAAGCGGGAGGUCACACAAAGCACUGACCAAAAACUGUCCAAGAGGCAUACAUUACAAAAUGUGCAUCAAUAAAUGUUGAGCACUGCACAAUA
Oreochromis aureus is the source of this 2694-nucleotide messenger RNA. It is a transcript of the gene fbxw10, whose product is annotated as F-box and WD repeat domain containing 10. The transcript has 12 exons. NCBI's taxonomy places the organism in Eukaryota, Metazoa, Chordata, Actinopteri, Cichliformes, Cichlidae. The coding region runs from base 1 to 2436 and encodes 811 amino acids. The record is from RefSeq and is a predicted model, not a curated record. Gene Ontology annotation, molecular function: protein binding.